AUGUCGCAACGCGAGUAUCACAUAGUCGUUCUCGGUUCUGGUGGAGUCGGGAAAAGCUGCCUAACAGCCCAGUUCGUGCAGAAUGUAUGGAUAGAGAGCUACGACCCUACCAUCGAAGACUCAUAUCGCAAAGUUCUUGAUGUUGAUGGCCGCCAUGUCAUUCUGGAAAUCCUCGACACUGCAGGGACCGAGCAGUUCACUGCCAUGAGGUAA
Messenger RNA from Pyrenophora tritici-repentis Pt-1C-BFP, 213 nucleotides. RefSeq names its product GTPase SAR1 and related small G protein. Gene Ontology annotation, cellular component: plasma membrane. NCBI's taxonomy places the organism in Eukaryota, Fungi, Ascomycota, Dothideomycetes, Pleosporales, Pleosporaceae. The record is from RefSeq and is a predicted model, not a curated record. Gene Ontology annotation, biological process: signal transduction. Gene Ontology annotation, molecular function: GDP binding; GTP binding; GTPase activity.